Dovyalis caffra is the source of this 303-nucleotide messenger RNA. The record is from the annotation of a GenBank genome assembly. Lineage: Eukaryota; Viridiplantae; Streptophyta; Magnoliopsida; Malpighiales; Salicaceae.
AUGCAUGGUUCUCUUAAUCCUCGGUUCAAGUCCAAGGAGCCUGGUAAGUUAAUAAUCUGCUCCUGGCAUAUCUAUGCCAGCAAGCGCAGAGAAGAUGAGCCUCAGCGAUGUCUUGUGUCUCAGGGACAUCCAAUAAUGCAUCCCCCUCUUUGGCCUCCUGCAUGGAAUUUAGAGGAGGAUGAUAGAGACCUGGUUUCUGGCCACUGGGUUAAUAAGGUCAUAGUGAACAUCUAUGACACUGCAAUUGGAGAUGAAAAUCCUGCCAGGCAAUGGCGGUAUGGUAAACAAUACACACUUCCCUGA